Messenger RNA from Salarias fasciatus (jewelled blenny), 1940 nucleotides. RefSeq names its product autophagy related 14 (gene atg14). Gene Ontology annotation, biological process: mitophagy; cellular response to starvation; autophagosome assembly. The record is from RefSeq and is a predicted model, not a curated record. Gene Ontology annotation, molecular function: phosphatidylinositol 3-kinase regulator activity; protein-membrane adaptor activity. Lineage: Eukaryota; Metazoa; Chordata; Actinopteri; Blenniiformes; Blenniidae. The transcript is spliced from 11 exons. Gene Ontology annotation, cellular component: autophagosome; extrinsic component of omegasome membrane; phosphatidylinositol 3-kinase complex, class III. Bases 84 to 1625 code for a protein of 513 amino acids.
GUCAUCAAAACAAACCGCUGUUGUUCCCUCGCGGACGAUUGUAAACAAGCUGUGGUCGUUAGCAUUAGCCUGUUAGCUCCGUCAUGGCGUCCUCCGCGGGGCUCCCUCCGCUCGGCCCGGGCCGCAGCGCCCUGCUCGCCGGCCCUCCCUCCGCGGCCAGGCCGCCUCUCCGGCCUCUGCUCCCGCACCCUGCGGCCUCGGCCGCCUCUACCCCGGGCAGCGUGAUGGUGGAGUCGGUGGACGACGCGGAGGGCCUGUACGUGGCCGUGGAGCGGUGCCCGCUGUGCAGCACGUCCCGUCGCAGGCUCACCUGCGCCCGCUGCGUGCAGGCCGGGGAUUUCGUGUACUUCGACGGCAGGAACGCAGACAGAUACUCUGAGAAGGUGGAGAGAUUGAAGAAGCUGAAGGAGGAGAAGGAGCAGCUGCAACACAGAGUGCUGCAGCAGAUGGACAGGAAGCUUCAGGAGGAUCAGAUGAAGUGGAAGAUCAUGUCCUGCAGAAUGAAGAUCGAGCAGCUGAAGGAGGCGGUGGUUUGGGCGAACGAGGAGCUGAAGAGUGAUAAAGAGCUCCUGCUGCGCUCUCAGGAGGAGGCGCAGCGACUGCAGCGACGCGCCGGGCGUCACCAGGACAAACGAGACAAAAUCGAGCGGCACAACCGACGUCUGGGAGAAGUGCAGGAGAAGAGGAGCAGGGAGCUGCAGGGCCGGCUGAGCCUCCUCGCAGCCCUGAGGAGGGAGCACAUCCAGGAGCUCACCUCCCACAUCUUCUCAAUGCAGGAGGAGAAACAGGGCAGCAGAGACCCCGUGGAUGCGGCGGCGGCGGCAUUGGCGGACGUGGACGCGGCGCUGACGUCGAGCACAGUGAGCGAGCUGGCGGAGGCUCGGAGGACCACGUACCUGUCGGGUCGGUGGAUCUGGGACGACCAGAACGGAGAGACCAGCAUCAGCAUCACGGGGCCGCCCGUCACUCUGCCCAGCAACGGCGACUGCUCCGCAUACUACAGCUGGGUGGAGGAGAAGAGCACCAAUCAGGGCCCAGAGUUGGACCAUAUCAACCCGGCCCACACCAUCAGCGCGGCGCUGUGCUACACCACGCAGCUGGUCACCAUCCUGUCGCACAUCCUGGAUGUCAACCUGCCCAAGAAGCUCUGCAACAGCGAGUUCUGCGGAGACAAUCUGAGUCGGUAUCGUUUCACCCGAGCUCUCAGCAAACUCAACACCAACAUCCUCCAUCUCUGCUUCUCCCAGCACGUUGAUCCAGAGAAGCUCCACCCACAUCACACCCUCAGAAACAUCAUGUUUCUGGUCGCCAACGACAACCUGGGAAGGACGGGUCCGUUCGAGGUCAGCGCUGACCUGGAGGAGUCGAUGGAGUUUGUGGAGCCGGAGGCGGCGGGACCGGCGGAGGAGAGCGGCGAGGAGGCGGUGACGGACGAGGAGACGGACCUGGGGACGGACUGGGAGACGGUGCCCAGCCCCCGCUUCUGUGACAUCCCCUCACAGCCGAUGGACCUUUCACAGAGUGCAUUGCAGGUGUCUCAGCCCUCGGCCAACACUGGAGGAAUGAUCUCCUCUGCUGCUGCUUCAGUCACUUCCUGGUUCAGGACCUACACUGGACACCGCUGACACAUACACACAUACACACAUACACACAUACAUACACACACACACACACACACAUACACACACACACACACACACACACACACACACACACACACACACACACACACACACACACACACACACACACACACACACACACACACUCUGUGUGAACGCAAUGAACUAACGUACUGACCCACUUGAAGUCUCGUCACCUGCAGAUGAACUCUGUCUUUGUUUUUAUUGGUAGAUGUGAUGAGAAUGGGCCCUGUGCGGUUACCGUGGCAACAAGAACAAAUCUGUUUUGGUCUGAAAUAAACUGUUUUUGAAGUGAAA